UUUGUAGAACAUCAUUAGUUCGUUAGUGGAGGAGGUUUCCUCUAUAAAAAUCAAUGGCAUUCUGCGUUUUGGCAACAAUUACACAAUCGAGUUCUAACAGUGAAGUCUCCGUGAAGCAAUAGUACAAUGAAAGUUUUCGUCUGCAUUUUAGCCUCUUUGGUGGUAGUCAGCGCAGGAGGUGGUUAUCUGCCACGAGGCGGCGGCGGCGGUGGUGGCUUUAGCGGUGGUAGCUUUGGCGGCCAGGGUAGCUUUGCAAGCGCUUCCAGUCAUGCCAGCUCUGGUGCGUUUGCACAUUCGUCAGGUGGUGGUUUUGGUGGCGGAGCCGUGCGCUAUAGCGGCGGCUUUGGCAAAGGCGGUGGACGUGGCGGUAGCGGCUGGAAAAAUGCUGGUAGUGCCUUAGGCGGUGCUAACGUUUAUGGUGGCGGCGCAUCUUUGGGUGGAGCUGGUGGUUACGGGGUCCGCAGUGGUUUCGGCGGUGUACAUGGUAGUGGUAGAAAUAGUGGUUUGUAUGGCGGCGGUACCUCCAGUGUUUCCUUCCAUACCGGAAAUUCUUUGGGUAGCGGUGGUGCGGGUUCAUAUGGUGGCGGUGUUGGUCGCGGCAGUGGUUUAGGAGGUGGAGCAUAUGGACCUAGUUUUGGCAGUGCUGGACUCGGUAGUGGUUAUGGUAGCGGUGUCUCUUUAUAUGGUGCCUCUUCAUAUGGUCGCAGCGCUGCUGGCAGCUCUCACGCUGAUUGGGGUAUACCAGCUAACUUUGACUACAACGUUAAUCACGGCUCAUACGGUGCUGGUAAUGGUGGCGCUGGUUCAGGUGCAUAUGGUGGUGGUGCUUAUAGUGGCGGCGCUGGAUUAGGUGGUUUUGGCGGCGCCGGCGGUAAAUCAGGUUACGGUUAUUCUGCUGGUAGUAGCGCUUCAGCUGGCUCAGCCAGUUCAGCUGGUUGGUGGAAGAAUUAGUGCGAUGCCCUGACUGUGAUAUAUCAGAAAAGCUUUUAGUAAACACUGUAAUUCAGAAAGCCAAGAAUAAAUAUUUGCAAUAAUGUUUCGUUUACCGAAA
Bactrocera oleae (olive fruit fly) is the source of this 1051-nucleotide messenger RNA. RefSeq lists its product as uncharacterized. Lineage: Eukaryota; Metazoa; Arthropoda; Insecta; Diptera; Tephritidae. The record is from RefSeq and is a predicted model, not a curated record.